Molecule: messenger RNA, 5115 nt
Organism: Larimichthys crocea (large yellow croaker)
Lineage: Eukaryota; Metazoa; Chordata; Actinopteri; Sciaenidae
Gene: sulf2b
Product: sulfatase 2b
Exons: 26
Coding region: 559-3183 (874 amino acids)
Biological process (GO): positive regulation of Wnt signaling pathway; glomerular basement membrane development; negative regulation of fibroblast growth factor receptor signaling pathway
Cellular component (GO): cell surface; plasma membrane; endoplasmic reticulum
Molecular function (GO): glycosaminoglycan binding; N-acetylglucosamine-6-sulfatase activity; calcium ion binding
Source: RefSeq, a predicted model, not a curated record
GAAAGUGGAGAGGCAGGCAGACUUGUUGCAACAGAUGGCUUCAGCUCGGCGGCGGCUGCACCAAGGAACUCUGGGACGGCGUUAGACAGAGGUAGAGAAAGAGGGAGGGGGUGCUAGAAAGUCAGAGCGCUGGAACAGCUUCCUCUUCCUCCUCUUCCUCCUCUUCCUCCUCUUCCUCCUUUUCCUCCUUCGUCUUCCUCUCCAGACAGACAGGAAGACAUGUCAGUGUGAGCACAAGUUUGGCAGCAGUUUUGUGGAGGUGAUCUGAGCCUUCAUCCUCCUCCUCCUCCUCCUCCUCCUCCUCCUCCUGCUCGGGGUCAGAGAGGAGAACACCUGCUGACAGCGAGGAGCUCCUGAGGGAGGAGACGCAGCAGCAGCAGCAGCAGCCGGCCGGACAGGCGGGUGGAGGACUCGGACACGACAGAAGACGGACUGACUGCAGUUCCUGCUGAGCUGAUCACUGUCCAGCCCUGCAGAGUGUGCACGAGAGGCUGAGACUUCACGGAGGAUAGCGGCUGAUUUUGUUUGACCUUUUGGGGAGGUCAGGGGUCGAAGGCCAUGGCGGGCCGACUCCUCCUCUUCCUGUUGAUCUCUGUGACGCUGUGCCACGCCCACUUCUCUUCUGGCCAGCGCCUGAAGCCCCGCCUCCAGAGAGACCGCCGCAACAUCCGACCGAACAUCAUCCUCAUCCUGACCGACGACCAGGACCAGGAGCUGGGCUCGAUGCAGGCGAUGAACAAGACUCGCCGCAUCAUGGAGGAGGGCGGGACUUCCUUCUCUAAUGCCUUUGUGACCACGCCCAUGUGCUGUCCGUCACGUUCGAGCAUGCUCACUGGGAAGUACGUUCACAACCACAACACCUACACCAACAACGAGAACUGUUCCUCGAUGUCAUGGCAACGGCAGCAUGAGCCGAGGACCUUCGGGGUGUACCUGAACAACACCGGAUACAGGACAGCCUUCUUCGGGAAGUAUCUGAAUGAAUAUAACGGCUCGUACGUCCCCGCCGGGUGGAGAGAGUGGCUCGGUUUGGUGAAGAACAGCCGGUUCUACAACUACACACUGAGCCGCAACGGAGUCCGAGAGAAACACGGAGCCCAGUACCCACAGGACUACCUGACCGACCUGAUCACGGCCGAGUCGAUCCGGUACUUCCGCUCCUCAAAGCGGGUCUAUCCUCACCGCCCGGUGCUGAUGGUUCUGAGCCACGCGGCACCGCACGGACCGGAAGACUCGGCACCGCAGUACAGCACCGCCUUCCCCAAUGCAUCACAACACAUCACUCCCAGUUACAACUACGCACCGAACCCAGACAAGCACUGGAUCAUGCGUUACACCGGCCCCAUGAAACCGAUCCACAUGGAGUUCACCAACGUCCUGCAGAGGAAACGACUGCAGACGCUUCUGUCUGUGGACGACAGCAUGGAGAAGCUUUAUAACAUGCUGGUGGAGACGGGCGAGUUGGAGAACACUUACAUCAUCUACACAUCUGACCACGGCUACCACAUCGGACAGUUCGGCCUAGUCAAAGGGAAAUCAAUGCCCUACGAGUUCGACAUCAGAGUCCCGUUCUUCAUCAGAGGCCCCAACGUGGAGCAAGGCAGCAUUAACCCCCACAUGGUCCUGAACAUCGAUCUGGCUCCGACCAUCCUGGACAUCGCCGGCCUCGACACACCGCCAGACAUGGACGGGAAGUCGAUACUGACUCUGCUGGAGACUGACAAACCUGCUAACAGGUUCCAGGUGAACAAGAAGCCCAAGGUGUGGAGAGACUCGUUUCUGGUGGAGAGAGGGAAGCUGCUGCACCAGCGUGUCGAGGGGAAGGAAGUGUCACAGGAGGAGAACUUCCUGCCCAAACACCAACGAGUGAAAGAUCUCUGUCAGAGAGCCGAGUACCAGACGCCCUGUCAGCAAACCGGACAGAAGUGGCAGUGCGUGGAGGACGCCGCAGGGAAACUUCGACUCUUCAAAUGUAAGAACGAAGGGGGAGGAGCUAAGAACGUCCAAAGGGGCGUGGCUGGACGUCAGCGUCCACUCAGCAUCAAGUCUCAGCUGUACAAUCAGAACUCCGACGGCUGUGACUGCGACCUCCGCGACCUCCGACCUCAGAACCUGCGACCCUCCAUGAUGAGGCCGUUCAACAAAAAGUCUUUCUUCUCCAAGAAGAAGUUCAAAGCCCUGAAGAGUUACUCCAGGAACCGCUACAGCCGCUCCAUAUCCAUGAGCAACAGUUACCCCGGUAACAGCAGCAUGACGGACAGCGCCAACUGGCCUCAGCCGACACGAGACGAGUCCGAGGACGAGUUCAGCGGCAUGGGAGGAGUUCCCAGCGGCGUGGCUCUGUCCAACUCCCUCAAAGUCACACACAGAUGUUCAAUUUUGUCGAACGCCACCGUGAAGUGUGACACAGGCGUUUAUCAGUCUCUGCAGGCCUGGAAGGACCACAAGCUCCACAUUGACCACGAGAUUGAGACGCUGCAGACGAAGAUUAAGAACCUGAGAGAGGUCAGAGGUCACCUGAAGAAGGCCCGCCCCCUCGAGUGUGACUGUAACAAAUACCUGUACAAGUCUAAACUGAAGAACAAGCUGAGGCUCAGAGGAGGCAACCUGCACCCCUUCAGGAAGGGCGGGGCUCGGGACAAGAAGGCGUGGCUUCUGAAGGAGCAGAAGAGGAGGAAGAAAAUGAGGAAGAUGAUCAAGCGAAUCAGAAACAACGACACGUGUUCGAUGCCCGGACUCACCUGCUUCACACACGACAACCAGCACUGGCACACGGCGCCCUACUGGACACUGGGUUCGUUCUGUGCCUGCACCAGCGCCAACAACAACACAUACUGGUGUCUGCGCACAAUCAACGAGACACACAACUUUUUGUUCUGUGAGUUUGCCACCGGCUUCCUGGAGUACUUCGACCUCAACACAGACCCUUACCAGCUGAUAAACGCUGUCAGCUCGUUAGAUCGGACAGUCCUCAAUCAGCUCCACGUUCAGCUGAUGGAGCUCAGAGGCUGCAGAGGACACAAGCAGUGUAAUCCUCGCACACGCUCCAUGGAUCAGGCAGGAGGGCGGGAACACAGCAGCUUCGACGACUACAGGCUGUUUGAGAGGAGGAAGUGGCCGAGAAUCAAGAAACCUUCAUCGUCUCGAACCCUAGGUCCGAUCUGGGACGGCUGGAAGGGCUGAGCCUCCUGAUUGGUUUGGCGUGGUCGUCGAGUUGUCAACGCCCCCACCACGCCCGACUCACCUGUCAGCCAAUCAGCUUCUGCCAUCUCUGUGACAUCCUUUAGGCCCACCCACCCUGCUGCUCAGGGAGACGCUGGGACGAAUCACUCAACGCACCUCUUCAUCAGCUGCUCCUCCUCAUCGUCAUCGUCUGAGGAGGCAGCGCUGCGUGGAGGAGGAGGAGGAGGAGGAGGAGGAAGGAGUUGUUUGCCCUGGGUUUAGUCUGUCAGGUGGAUGAAUAAAGCUUAGUGAUGUCCUGCUGUGGACAAGAGCAGCAACAAAACAGAUCAUAGACAUAAAGAAGGAGGCAAACCUAAAAAAACGACCUGAUAUGAGCGUCACAGAGGAGGAGCAGCAGCUCUCUUCUUCUACGAGUUAAAAUGUUUUUGUCCAUGCAGAUCGACAGAAACGCUUCAGUAAUACUCGAAACAGCUUUUACAGAGUCUGACACAUUUUUUAGGUUUGCCCAUUUUUAAUGUUGCUAAUCGUGUUUUUGCUGCUGCCACUGACAGCAGUGCAGUACUCAGCUUCAUGUUAGUCUCUUUAAAUAUUCAUUAUGAAUUCAGAAAUUUAAGAUGUAACCUGUUCUGAGCUUAACCAAUGAGAACCAUGGAGGAUAAACUGCAGCGUGACUCCGUUUGUCCACUGUGUAGAAAUAAAAAUAUAAAAUAUAUAAAUAUAAAACUGUCAUUCUAAUAAAAACAGAUUAAUAUGCACAAAUAAAAACAUAGUUCAGGUUAUAUUUUAUUUCUGCCAGUAGAUUAAAUGUUACACACUGGACCUUUAAAACCUGAACUGAAGAAGAACGUCUGAGAAUCUUCAGUGUUUAUAGAAGAAAACUCCUCCUCUUCCUCCUCCUCCUCUUCCUCCUCCUCCUGCUCCUCCUCUUCCUCCUCCUCCUCCUCUUCCUCCUCCUCUUCCUCCUCUUCCUCCUCCUCCUCCUCCUCCUCCUCAUCUUCAGGUGACCUCCCAGCGGCCGUCUUUGUUUUUGUAAUGUUCAUAUUUAGUCUUUCUAACAGUCCAUUCAGACGUUAAAGGACCUGUCCUCCCUGUUGUUGUUGUUACUAAACAGACUGAGACGGAAGUCGAACACUGUGACAUCACUGCUGAUGUCAUUUCUUUUCUUUUUUUACUUCUUCCACUAACUUGAGUGUUGGUUACCGUGGUGACCGGCGGCUUCACCGACGAAAGAGCUACAAGUUGUACUAACCUGGUGACUGACUACAGUACCCACGAUGCAACGCAGCAGCCCUGAAGAGACGACAAGAACAUUUUGUAAAAAGGAAAAAAGCCGUAUGGGAGCCAAUAAAAAAAGGACUACAUUGUGAUGUCACUUCUGGUUUUGUGUCACCACGUUUUGUAUUUUUUACUCGUGUUAACCAUCAAACAUCAUCGUCCAAUCACAGUUCACUUGUUUCCUCCUCUUGUUUACUUUUUGAGUUGGCGUCCAUCUUGUCCCUCGCCUGAACCCGACUCGUGGUCUGAAAUGUCCGGAGUUCUAAAUUACAUGUAACUUAUAAAAAUGUAAAAUAUAACUGUAGAAAAACUCGACUGGAUUCACACAAGACGUAAAAAUAAGAUUGACGAUUUCAAACGUGACUUUUGUUUUAAAUUUAAAUCUUUUUGCUGAUGACAUUUUUUUAAAACUUGAAUAUUGAGACAUCAGAAGUGUGUCAGUGUUAAAAUCACCUCUCAGACACUUUCACACUGUUCAAUCCAAAAUAUCCCGCCGCGUGUACACGUUAAAGCAGAUACACUGAUUGGCCGAGUGUACAGACCAAUGAGGUAACGGCUAACGUUACUGUGACAUAUUCAACUUGAGUCAGUCUCCAUAAGUCCCCAUGUCCAAAUGUCCAACUUCACAGCAGAAAUAAACAUGUUUACAGCCUGGUA